Messenger RNA from Sebastes umbrosus (honeycomb rockfish), 3135 nucleotides. RefSeq names its product solute carrier family 15 member 2 (gene slc15a2). The record is from RefSeq and is a predicted model, not a curated record. Gene Ontology annotation, molecular function: dipeptide transmembrane transporter activity. The transcript has 19 exons. Gene Ontology annotation, cellular component: membrane. Lineage: Eukaryota; Metazoa; Chordata; Actinopteri; Perciformes; Sebastidae. Gene Ontology annotation, biological process: oligopeptide transport; transmembrane transport. The coding region runs from base 1035 to 2828 and encodes 597 amino acids.
UGCUCAACAUAUCAGAGAUAUUCAGAAGUGUAAGUCCAUUUACUGAAGUACUGUUCUUAAAGGUGCAGUGUGUAAGAUUUGGUGACAUCUAGUGGUGUGGUUGCAGAUUGCAACCAACUGAGUACCCCUCCACUCACUCCUCUCUUUACGAGACUGAGGUCACGUGGCCUCGCUCAGAAGUCAUCCUUACUGUCACGGUCCGGCUGUGUUCCCAGAGAACUUUGGACUUUUCUUGUUGAGACUUUCUUGUGUUGCAUCUUUUAGUGGAUUGUAAUGGUUCUGAUUUACCUGAAGGAUUUUAGUUUCUAGGUUUUGGGGUUUUUAUUUUAGAGCGGGUGAGCGGGUCGUCGUAUUUUCUGUUGAUUGCUGUUGAUUAUCCAGAUUUUGUGCACGUUAUAAUAAGUCGAUCAUUUUCAUUAAAUCUGAUUUUGUUCAUCGUAUUUUAUGAAUCUCAGGGUAUCAUUUUGGUAGCACGUCGGUUGGACAAGCGAACCGGACCCCGACCCCAACCUCUCAGCAGCUUUUAGAUUGUUUCCUGAAGUCACUUCACAUUCGUUUCCUGUUUUAUUUUGAUAGGUUCACUCCUCUUGUGUCUUGUUUGGUUUUUACUUCCUACCUUUGUGAUUGUCUGAUUUGUUCCACCUGUCUGUGUCUCAUCAUCCUGCUCCACCUUGUCGUCGCUCCUCGUCAUUUGCGUUUCUCCUCAUCCUGAUCCUGAUUCCUGAGCAACAGGAAGUCAGGCGGCGGCUGGCGGUACCACGGUUUAACACUCUGCAGCUCACGUUAGCACCGUUUUACCGGCGUGUCGGAGAACUACAGUGAAAGGCUCUCUCUAGAGUCAGAGUUUGGUUUGUCCGUUCUGGGCUCCUGUAGAAACAUGGAGGACGGCGUGGAGAGGACCCGCUCCCUAUGGAGAUAUAAACGCCUCAUUCUAAGUUUACUAACACACGGGUCCUUUAAGUACAAAUCUGAGGUAUUUGUUCUUUACUUGAGAAUUUAAUUUCUCCUUUACUUCAUCUCAGAGCGCUCUGUCCAUGUCGGGUCUGAUCCUCAUCGCUUUCGGUACCGGAGGAAUCAAACCCUGCGUGGCGGCGUUUGGCGGAGACCAGUUUGACGAGGAGAAUGUCAGCGAGAGGCAGAAAUUCUUCUCCAUUUUCUACAUGUCCAUCAACGCCGGGAGCCUCCUGUCCACCGUGAUCACGCCCGUACUGAGAGGUGAUGUUCAGUGCUUCGGUGGUGACUGCUACGCUCUGGCCUUCGGGGUUCCUGCAAUUCUGAUGAUUGUGGCUUUAGUUGUGUUCAUCGCUGGCAGCGUUCUGUACAAGAGGAAUCCUCCCCAGGGAAACAUCCUGAUGGAAGUCUGCAACUGCAUCGGGUUUGCCAUCAAAAACCGCUGGAAGAGGGCGAAGUUUGACCCUCAGAGGACGCACUGGUUGGACUGGGCUGAGGACAAGUACUCGAAGCGUCUGAUCCAGGAGAUUAAGAUGGUUCUGCGGGUUCUGGUACUCUACAUCCCGCUGCCGAUGUUCUGGGCUCUGUUUGAUCAGCAGGGUUCCCGCUGGACGCUUCAGGCCACCAGGAUGAACAUGGCUUUUGGAGGUGCUUUCAUCAUCAAGCCUGACCAGAUGCAGAUGCUGAACGCUCUGCUGAUUCUCGUCUUCGUGCCCAUCUUUGACCUCAUCUUAUAUCCGCUCGUUGGCCGUUGCAGGAUCAACGUCACGCCUCUGAGGAAAAUGGCCACGGGGAUGAUCUUUGCAGGGCUGGCCUUCGUAGCGGCCACACUGGUGGAGGUGAACGUUGUGAGAACGGUGGUGAAUCCGGCUCCGGUGGGGAAAUGUCUCCUGCAGGUGUUUAACCUGGCCGAAGGUAAUGUGAAUGUGACAAUCCCUGGCAGCGACCUGUUUCCAGAGCCCAUCCAACGCCUUCAGGACCCUCCUAAAUAUGAGACGCUUCUACUGGCGACCCCCAGUGAGGAGCUGAAGAUUGGGGUCACCUUCAACGGAGAAAACUUUGAGUGUCAACACACGUUUAACCAACAGGAGGCCUACAGUCUCAUCUUGUACUCCAGCACCACCGGAUUCCACUGCAAACUGGUGGAUGACAACAUAAUGAAGAGCGGAGAUGGGAAUCCUCUCCUCAGGUUCCUCAACACACAGCCGGAGGCCAUAGACGUGAAGGUUGGAGAAGUGACUUUCCAGUUGCCCUCCGGUUACAGCAUGUCUCCUAACCAGACCGUGGACCGGGGACAAUACCCGGCCGUCAGCUGCAGCUCUCCGUCUAAGAGGUGCUCUCAUCUGGAUCUGGGUCUGCUGGACUUUGGAGCGUCCUACACCGUCGUCCUCACAGAGAGAUCAGGUCAAAUCGUGGCUAACAAGAUGGAGGAUGUGAAGGCCAACAACGUGCACAUCGCCUGGCAGAUCCCUCAGUACGUCCUCAUCACCAUGGGAGAGGUCAUGUUCUCCAUCACAGGCCUGGAGUUCUCCUACUCACAGGCUCCAGCCAACAUGAAGUCCGUCCUCCAGGCCGGCUGGCUGCUCACCGUGGCGUUCGGGAAUGUCAUCGUUCUGAUCGUGGCAGAGGGGGCGGGACUGGAUCAGUGGAAAGAGUUCCUGCUGUUCGCCAGCCUGCUGUUUGGCGUCUUCUUCAUCUUCUCCAUCAUGGCAUACUUCUACACCUACGUUGACGCCGAUCAGCUGGACAAGAUCUACCUGGAGGAUUCAGUGAAGGAGGAAAACCACGACAACGACGACGACGACGACGAUUACGACUUAAAAAAAAAAACUACCGACGUCCACCUGAGCAAGACGGGGAAGAGCACCAGACUGUAACCGUGACGACCGCCUUCGUCGCCAAUUUGGAUCAAAAGAACUGAUGAGUUGAUGAGAUGAAGGUACCCUGCUUUAUGUUUUCAUUCAACAUGUGAUCAAUGGACCUGAUCAGUCCGGUACCUGUUUAAUAUAUGAUGUGAAACUUCUCUUAACACUCCGUCACUGAUGAAUGUUGAACCGGAGAGCAGGAUGUUUGUUCUGAAUGAGACUGAAUACAUGAAAUAGUGUUUAAACUGUGUGAUUUCCCACACCGGGAUCAAUAGUGUUAUAUUACUAAUUAAUGUCAAAUAUUCUGUAUAUAUCUGUU